Cajanus cajan (pigeon pea) is the source of this 1314-nucleotide messenger RNA. NCBI's taxonomy places the organism in Eukaryota, Viridiplantae, Streptophyta, Magnoliopsida, Fabales, Fabaceae. The record is from RefSeq and is a predicted model, not a curated record.
AUGUACAAACAAGGAUUCAUGGAAAUUCAACAAGACCCUCCUUCUCUCCUUCCUCUUCCUCCUCCUCCUCCUCCUCCUACUCCUACUCCUACUCCUCCUCACUCUUUUGGGAAAGAACAAGCCACCUCUAAACCAAAACACACCACCAUGAACACCAAAAGCUACUACCCUCCUCCAAGUUGUGCUGCUGUUGGUGGUAAUGUUUCUUCAAAUCAAAAUUUAAGCAAUGGUGCUCAACAACAACAGUACAAAAAACAAAUUAGAAGAAGACUCCACACUAGUAGGCCUUAUCAAGAAAGGCUUCUGAACAUGGCAGAGGCAAGGAGGGAGAUUGUCACUGCCUUGAAAUACCACAGGGCUACUGUGAAUAUGAGACAAGCCAAUGUGCAGAAACAACAACUUCAACAACGCCUUCAACACCAUCACCAACAACAAGAACAACAACCGCAGCAACAACAACCAGUGUCCUUGAAGCCUUCCCAUUCAAGUUUUAACAAAGAUGGGAGAUCAAGGUCUAGGAGAAAUUCUAGGAUAUACCAUUCAACCAAAAAUAAAUUUUCAAAUCACAUGAAUGAUUUAUCCUACUCAUCAUCCUUCUCAUUCCACCCUCCUCCUUUAGUUCCAAACUCUUACUCCAAUUCCAUCCCUGUUACUUCCCCAUUUUCUCAUCCACCUCCUAAGCCACCAAAAAACCCCAAUUUAACACUUGCAGAUCAGACAUUGGGGUUGAACCACAAUACAUGUCAUCUCAACAAUUCAAAACCUUCCCUUUUCCCAAACAACAGCAACAACAACUCUUCAUUGUGCUCUUACUCAUCUCCAACACCAUCUUCUCCUCCACUUGUGACUAAUCAUGAUCAAGAUGUUCCUCCAAUUGGAUCAUCACAUUCACAAGGAGAAGGGGCUUCUUCCUCAGCGGUGGAUACCAUUGAGUCCAGUGCUACAACCCGUGCCACUACUAAAGAUUUGCAUGUAGCAUUGGAUGAUGAGGGCAUGGAAGAGAUCAGAUUAUUGGGAGAGCAAAAUCAAGUGGAGCUAAACGACACUUUGAGUUUCAUCACUUCUGCAUGGUGGUUCGAUUGCUUAAAGAACAUGGAACAUGAUGCGCAUGAAGUCAUGACUACUACUGAAGAUGAUGAUAAUGAUGCAUGUCAUAUAUUUGAUGAACUCGAAGAACUGGAUGAAUUUCCAAUCUGGUUGAAUGAAGCAAAUGAGAGCAUCUUUGACUACUGCUCCGAGAAUUGCUUCCAAGAUCCUUUGCCGUGGAGACCAUCAGCAGCAUAUGAGGCUGAGGAUGUGGACGAUGGAGCUUAG